GGACGGCCUCCGCCAAUGGUAGAGCUCCCAGCUUAGAUCCUGCGGGUUAGGUUGUGAGGCCCGGGCCGGGGGGCGGGGAGGAGCCAAGGGGGUGAACGAGCUGGGCCGCCGGGUGGGUCGGGGCGUUCCGCGCGCCCUUCAUUGAAGCGGCGGUGGCCGGGCUGGGCGCCGGGAGUGGGAAGCGACGGCGCGGCUGGAAAAUGCCAGUCCAUUCCCGAGGGGAUAAGAAGGAGACCAACCAUCACGAUGAGAUGGAGGUGGACUACGCCGAAAACGAGGGGAGCAGCUCUGAGGACGAGGACACAGAGAGCUCCUCGGUCUCGGAGGAUGGAGAUAGCUCAGAAAUGGAUGAUGAAGAUUGUGAAAGAAGAAGAAUGGAAUGUUUAGAUGAAAUGUCCAAUCUUGAAAAACAGUUUACCGAUCUCAAAGAUCAACUUUAUAAAGAACGAUUAAGUCAAGUGGAUGCAAAACUACAAGAAGUGAUAGCUGGAAAAGCACCAGAAUAUUUGGAACCACUGGCAACUUUGCAGGAAAAUAUGCAAAUUCGUACAAAGGUAGCAGGAAUCUAUAGAGAGCUCUGCUUAGAAUCUGUAAAGAACAAGUAUGAAUGUGAAAUUCAAGCUUCUCGCCAACAUUGUGAGAGUGAAAAGCUUUUAUUGUACGAUACAGUACAGAGUGAACUAGAGGAGAAGAUACGAAGGCUGGAAGAGGAUAGGCACAGCAUUGAUAUUACGUCAGAGCUGUGGAAUGAUGAGCUUCAGUCAAGAAAAAAGAGGAAGGAUCCGUUCAGUCCUGAUAAAAAGAAGCCUGUUGUUGUUUCAGGUCCAUAUAUAGUUUAUAUGCUACAGGAUCUUGAUAUUCUUGAAGACUGGACAACAAUAAGGAAGGCAAUGGCUACCCUGGGUCCACACAGAGUGAAAACAGAACUUUUUGAACUGAUCCCUUUAGCACCCGUGAAACUGGAAAAACAUCUGCACAGUGCUAGAUCUGAAGAGGGAAGACUAUAUUAUGAUGGUGAAUGGUAUAUACGUGGACAAACAAUAUGUAUUGAUAAAAAAGAUGAAUGUCCUACAAGUGCCGUAAUUACAACAAUUAACCAUGAUGAAGUUUGGUUUAAGAGGCCUGAUGGAAGCAAAUCUAAGCUUUACAUUUCACAGCUACAGAAAGGAAAAUAUUCAAUUAAACAUUCGUAAUCAUGAUUUAAGUGUUAUCUAAAUCUACCUUAUUAGUGUUACCAAGUGUGAUGUGUCAUGGGAGUAAAAAUGUAUUCAAUAACUUAAUAUUCUCAAUGAAUUGUGAGAGAAUGUGUAUUUGUAGGUAGUACUCUAAGUAGAUCUCAUAUUGAUAUAUUAUUAAAAGAAACAGUAAUAAAAGUUUAAUCAUGAUUGUUACGUUUAUUUGCCUCCAGGUCUGAUGACCAAUACGUAUGCUGUAUAUGGUAGGGAUUUCUUUUUGAACACUUUUCUUCAGUUUUCAAAGAAGUAAUGCAAUUUUUUCUUAUCUUUAGUGAACUAUGACUACAUUUACAUGUAUCUGCAAUUUAAAAAAUUUUCCAUGUCUUUGUUAUUCAUCAUGUGUUUGUAAAUAUGAUGAAAUGUUUUCCUAUAAAUUGUUUGUACUAGUACAUUAGUGUUAAAUCAGAACUGAAAUUUAAACAUAUAUAUGUGAGUAUGUAUAUAUGAUAUGGCAUUAUCAGCUUAUUUAGAACUGAUGGCCUUAUCUUACAAUCUUGUUUUACUCAAAAUUAAACUAUUGGGCUUGAAAGCUAAAAAGGAGCACUUUUGUAGAAUAGCAGCUUCCUUCUCCUCUUCCUUGAUUGUAUGGUGGUGACCUAUUUUUACAAAUUAUACUUAAUUAGUAAAAUAAGUGUUAAGUGAUAACCUGCUUCUACCUGUAUUUCUUGUGACCCUUUAAAGGGCAGGGAUUUAUACCUGGUAUUUAUGAUGCAGUAUAUAAACAGUGAACAGUAACUGACAGUAUUGUGGUGUUUGCUGUACACGUCUAAUCUUUUGAAAAAGAUUUUUAGAGUAAGCGUUUUCCAGAGGUAAAACUAGAUCCUUAUUCUAAUUUUAUUCCUAGGGCAAAGUAUUACUAGACAGGGAUCAUUCCCUUAAAUCUAUUCCCAAAUUAAUAUUAUUAUCUUUGGUAUUUCUGUAUUUUAAGGCCAUUUGGUGCAAUUUAGAAAAAUGUUGGCCUCUCUUAGCCACAUUCAAAAUUAAUUUCCCAAACCUCAGGAACAUUACAAAGAAUGGAAACCCUUAAUAUGGCAGCAUAAUUGGCUGUAGUCUAUAUUUAGGGUACAACCAAAUCAAGGAUUCCUGGUGGUCUUGUGCACUUUAAUUUCUGUUACAGUAAGACUUAAGAGGAUGAGGAAGAACUCUACUUAUUAACACUUAGGGCAGGAUUAUCUGCAUGAUUCCGUUUGUUUUCUUACUAUUUUACCUCUGCAAACAUCCUGUGCAGAUCACUACUUCACAGUUGCCAAAUUUUAAAAUAUUUGACUUUUGAAAUUCAAUAUCAGUGAAGUUAUGUUACUUUGUUUCUAAUUAACCUUAGCAAAUGUACAUAAUGUCAUAACUCAAUAGUAUUUGACAGUACUUAUGUAUACAAUGUUUGAUAAGCAUUUUUAAUAAGAUUUGUAUUUUUAAAUUUAGUAUAUAAUAAAAAAAUGUGUUUGAGUGU
Otolemur garnettii (small-eared galago) is the source of this 2682-nucleotide messenger RNA. RefSeq names its product breast cancer metastasis-suppressor 1 like (gene BRMS1L). The record is from RefSeq and is a predicted model, not a curated record. Gene Ontology annotation, cellular component: Sin3-type complex. The coding region runs from base 201 to 1193 and encodes 330 amino acids. Gene Ontology annotation, molecular function: histone deacetylase binding. The transcript is spliced from 10 exons. Gene Ontology annotation, biological process: negative regulation of transcription by RNA polymerase II. Lineage: Eukaryota; Metazoa; Chordata; Mammalia; Primates; Galagidae.